AUGCGCACAGAGCCGCCAGGCGCACCGCCCUCCUCGCAGGAGGCGGGAACUGGCAGUGCGUAUGCGCCUGCGCCCGAGUGCGCGGGGAAAACGCAACGGGGAGCAGGGAGCAUGGGUGGUGAAGACUACAACUCCCAGCAUACAUUUCGCCGGUGGGCCUGUGCCACAGUGGUGGGGCAGCGUUGCAUGCCGGGAGUUGUAGUUCGCGCCUCUCACGCUGAGAUAAUUAAACACCCCCACACAUCCUCCAGUAAAAUGGGGGAGACUGCUGGUGGAAGAUCAGCAAAAAAACAGUUUAAAUCACAAAAUCAACAAGGGCUUUCCAGCAAAAAAAAGGGAACAGAUGGAGAAGGAAGAAAUCAAGGUCAAAAAAGAAAGCAGGUCAGUCAGACAGUCAAAAGGAAAGCUAAGGAACCCAGGGACUAUUCCCCUGCAGAAGAAAAAGUUUCUUCAAAAAAAGUGAAGCUAACCAGUGCUAAAAUAGGAUCUUGGCAGACUCUCCCUGAGAGCAGUCGGCAGUUUCUGGAAACUGUAAUGGAUUCAGUAAUACUAUCUGUUUUGUGCCAACAAAGUCAGAGAAAAGAUGAUGUUCAGAAGCACCUCAAUUUACUGAAAGAAAGGUAA
Messenger RNA from Cariama cristata (Red-legged seriema), 624 nucleotides. RefSeq names its product centromere protein Q-like. Bases 1 to 624 code for a protein of 207 amino acids. NCBI's taxonomy places the organism in Eukaryota, Metazoa, Chordata, Aves, Cariamiformes, Cariamidae. The record is from RefSeq and is a predicted model, not a curated record. The transcript is spliced from 6 exons.